This is a messenger RNA of Ceraceosorus guamensis, 1473 nucleotides long. RefSeq lists its product as hypothetical. The transcript has a single exon. The record is from RefSeq and is a predicted model, not a curated record. Lineage: Eukaryota; Fungi; Basidiomycota; Exobasidiomycetes; Ceraceosorales; Ceraceosoraceae. Bases 358 to 1188 code for a protein of 276 amino acids. Gene Ontology annotation, cellular component: RNA polymerase III complex. Gene Ontology annotation, biological process: transcription by RNA polymerase III.
CAGCAGCCAAGCCAUCUCCACUCAGAACUCUCAUCCUAGGCCCACUCACGAACGAUUUCACAGUCUACCGGGCUGAUCCUCAAGCUGCAUCGCGCACGCCAAUCUGCCAAUCAUCCAUCACCUUGCGGUUGUCGUACAAACCUACUUCGCAAGAGGGGGGAAAAAGAAAACUUCAUUCGACAAAAGGGCAAAGAGUCGUGCUACAAUCCUUAUGUACACUGAUUGGCGAUCAUCUGCCUCUGCUCGCUGCGUUCGACGCCGUUGGAACACGUAGUGCUGCUGGAUUAGCGCAUACAUACAGCUUGGUCAUAGCAAGACAAGACCGCAGGAUUCUCAUCAGGGACUGCGCCGAUCACAAUGUCACGAGGAGGCAUGGGACGAGGAGCACGUGGUGGGGGACGGGGUAGGGGACGAGGUGGAGGGACAGACCUGCUCUCCAGCACCGGUCAAUUCAGCUACGACGAGAUCCGCAGCGGCAUGAACAGCAAAUCGCAGUCAUCCAUCUAUCCCGUUCCUCCCAGUCACGCCAUCACUCCUGUUCCUCAAGUGUCCGAACUCAGAGCAGCGACCGCUCAAUUGGCUCUCUUGCAAGAGAUGAAAUUGGGUCCUUUUUGGCCUGGCAUGCAAGAUGAUCCGCAGAACGCCGCCGCGUCUACAUCGGCUUCGACGACCACGACGACGACGACGGAGAGAAAGAGCGGAUUGGAAUUGCCCAGGUAUUCGGAUAGGUACAAACCAAAAGCUUUGAACGCACCUUCAUCGCACGGUAGUGGUGGUGCUACUGGUCCUUCUUUGACGAGUCUGAUCCUUCAACGAGAAGUCUUUCCUCAAAUACUAUGGAAGUCUUAUAUGCAAGGAGAAGAGAGGAGAGAAGCUUUGCGCGCUGCCAAAGCCACGAGCAAAAAACGCGCUCGGGUGGAUUGGGAUUCGUUCGAGCGUGGUGGGGGCAGCAAGGCAGUCGGUGCUGGUGCUGCUGCUGCUGCUGGUGCGGGCGGGGACGGCGAUGAGGAUGUGGAUCAGGAUAAGGAUGAAGAGGAAGAGUUGGACGCGUAUGAAGACGAUGAGGAUGAGGGAGAUUAUGCGGCUGAGGAUUACUUUGAUGAUGGCGAUGGGGACGAUGAGGAUGCGCUAGAUAGCUAUGCGAGAGGUGCAAGGGGUGGUGGCAACGCUGAUGGAGAGUACGACUAGUCUUUGAUCCCAGCUCGAAAAACAUGCGUGUGCACCCGCAUCUGGCACACCACACCACAGCGCAUGCGCACGGCAUCGUCGCGGCAGUCACAAAAGGAACAACAAAAGCACAUCCCACCUUUGCUCCGACUUCGUCCUGGCAGAAUUCCUUGUACAGCUCGAUACGCUCAUACAUUGUCGUCUCGUCAUCCAAAGAUCACCUCUUUGCGCCUUUUCGUCUCAGCUACAAGUCCUCUCGGGCCUGUCCGUGCUCUGGUUGUCCAUCAACCUAGGGACCGUUCCGCU